CUCUCCGUAGGGCGGGGUUUCGUCUUUUAGUCUGAGUCAUGGACAAGCCCUUUGAUGGAGGCUCUCGAGACAUUUCCUGUCCGGUCAAGACUUCUUCCAUGAAAGUUUGUGUGAUGUGCGGCAAGAGAAAGGGGGACCGUAUGCUGGUCUGUGCUGAGACUGGCUGCCCGGUUGCAUUUCAUGUCAAGUGCUUCUCCCGUGAACCCAAGUUUGAUCAGUCAAGGAGGUUCUAUUGCCCUUAUUGCUUCUACAAAAGAACAACAGCUAAGCUUGAGAAGCUGAAGAGAAAGGCAACUCAGGCCAAACUGGACCUUUUGGGCUUUCUCGAUGCUGGGGGCACCGAUCGCUGCAAGAAGCCGGCCAAUGCUUCUACUUCUAGGAGGGAAAAUCAAGGCAACGUUGCCGUUUCACCGGAGAAACAUGCUAAUGCUUCUGCUUCCAGGGAUGAGAAUCGAGGCGAUGAUGCCGUUUCACCUCAGAAACAGGCUAAUGCUUCUGCUUCUAGAAACAAAAAUCACGGCAAUGAUGAUGUUUCACUGGAUAAAGCAGGCUCUGCUGCCGGAAAAGGCCCUUGCCUUGAAAAAGAAGUUGCUAAUGCAGAAAGGUCGAACCCUCGGAAACAAUCACCCAAGGAAGUGAAAAAGGCGGCAAUUUCAAAACCGAGGCGGAAGAGGUUGAAUUGGACCACCCAGGAGGAGGAGAUGCUGGAGGAAGGAGUAAGGAAGCUCUCCGACAAAGAAAUGAAGAAUGUCCCUUGGAGGAAAAUACUGGAUUUUGGGUCGCGGACCUUCCAUUCAACCCGUACACCUAGUGAUCUCAAGGAUAAAUGGAAGAACAUGCAGAGGAAGAGUAUGAUGGACAAUCCUUUGGGAAAGGAGCCAAUUGAGGAUGAAAUUGGGGAGGAAAAUCUGACUCAAGAGAGUCCAAAGUACUCUUGAAAAUGGAGGGGAAGACGCAGGGGUUAGAGAGGAAGGGUAACAGGAGAAGCAAGUUUUUGGCUUUCUUUUGGCUGGAGAAUGUGCAACUGACAGAACCAGUAGUUUCUACCAUAUGAUCCACUCUCCUUGUAUGUAUUGAACGACUAGGAAGUAUGUGGGUACAGCAAGUGUUGACCAACAGGUUCUUUUUUGUUGGAACGGAAUAAGAUGGCUCUAAGAGCUGCUUUUUGGAUCAUCUGUGUACAGAAUAGAAUCAAUGGUUAUGGGAUGAGAUGAUAGUUUUUCUUUUGUUCAUCCCCUGUUGGUGUUACUCGUAUGAUAUAUACCAGUGCAUUUAAACUUUCCGAA
Punica granatum (pomegranate) is the source of this 1286-nucleotide messenger RNA. The record is from RefSeq and is a predicted model, not a curated record. Lineage: Eukaryota; Viridiplantae; Streptophyta; Magnoliopsida; Myrtales; Lythraceae.